AUGGCAGCAGACACUAAACAGUGGGUCAGCAUAUAUUUGCCCUAUAUUGAUUCUGCAAGGACAGUUGCUCAAGGAAGAAGAGUUAGCAAAGCGAUUGCUGUUGAAAAUCCAGCAUUGCCUGAAAUAUCAGAAGUUCUGCAGUUCUUGAAGCUUCAUCACUCAAUUGAAAACAAAGCAUAUCCGAGAGACAUCCUUUCAAGAGGAAGAAUAAAAGUGCAGCUGAAACUUGAUGGAAACCUUAUGAAUCCUGAAAUUUCGACCAAAAAACAAUUAUUAGUGAAAUUGUGCGAAUUUAUUCCUAGACUGAAAUCAAGGCUUAAUAAAGAAGAAGCGAAAGAAACAUCUACGAGCAAUAAAAAGAAUAAAAAGAAGAAAAAGAAAUAA
Messenger RNA from Blepharisma stoltei, 384 nucleotides. The record is from the annotation of a GenBank genome assembly. Lineage: Eukaryota; Ciliophora; Heterotrichea; Heterotrichida; Blepharismidae.